AUGCCCCCACCUCAUCAGGGUGGAUGCCAGGGGCUUUGGCCUGCAGAGCCCGGCUCCAGGCCAUGUCAGGGCCGAAAGCCUGAUGCCUGGCACGCAGCCAGCCCCAGCUCCUCUCCUGCAGCUGUUCGUGUCUGUAGCCGGCUCUGCACGUGCACACACCUGGGCAGUCGGUCCGCCCCAGUUCCAGGAUCGUUGGCUGGGUGCCUGCUGUCUGUUUCGGUCACUGCCACACUCCCAGCGACACUGCCAGCUGCCCUCAGCCUGGACCUCCCGGGAGCGCCCCCCAGGAGUCUCGUCUGGGGCUCUCAGCCCCUCAGGACGGACGUGGGGCCUGUGGUCCGCAGCCCCCCAGACGACCUGAUGCCUCAAAGGGCCCUGGGGCUGCGCCUGGACGUUCCUGUCUGA
This is a messenger RNA of Rangifer tarandus platyrhynchus (Svalbard reindeer), 405 nucleotides long. The record is from the annotation of a GenBank genome assembly. Lineage: Eukaryota; Metazoa; Chordata; Mammalia; Artiodactyla; Cervidae.